Molecule: messenger RNA, 978 nt
Organism: Carassius auratus (goldfish)
Lineage: Eukaryota; Metazoa; Chordata; Actinopteri; Cypriniformes; Cyprinidae
Product: discoidin, CUB and LCCL domain-containing protein 1-like
Exons: 4
Coding region: 272-718 (148 amino acids)
Cellular component (GO): plasma membrane
Molecular function (GO): signaling receptor activity
Source: RefSeq, a predicted model, not a curated record
CCGGUUAUGUAUCGCUUAUAUCUCCAAUAAUUAUCACUUUGUAUCCAUACCAUAUUACUCACUGCCUGACACAAGCCAGACCUGUACGACUGGUCUAGUAACCGCUUGGUGCCGCCUGUGGCAGAAACACGGAAGAAGAAGAGUUUAUUCAAGGCGUUUGGGGAUUCGCGCGGACACAUGUACACGAGUUUCUCCCGGUAAACAUGCUCCCGUGACGAUUCUCCAAUGCGCCCUCGCGUUUUACUCUCAUUCGCAGCGGUUUUAAGCGGAGAUGCCUGGAAACACAUUACUGCAUGGACUGAUUCUCUUAUGUUCAAUUCAUCCGCUUGUGCUCGCCGAAAAACCGGAUGAUGGCUGUGGUCAUUAUGUCCUUGGGCAAGAGAGUGGUGUUCUGUCCUCCGAGAACUACCCGGGAACUUACCCCAACAACUCCUGGUGUGAAUGGCGAAUCCGCGUACCAGUUGGCCACACGAUUGUCCUCAAGUUUGGAGACCUGAACAUGGAGAAGAAGGACUUUUCCUGGGAGUACUGUGGUGGUCUGAUGCCUAAGCCUGGACCGAUUCACACGGACUCCAGCGAACUGACCGUUCGCUUUCGUAGCAGCCAGCAUAUAUCUGGAAGAGGAUUCCUGCUGUCAUACUCCACAGAAAACCACAAAGAGCUGCUGACAUGCUUGGACAAAGGCAGUCAUUUCCCGAGGCAGUCUAAGUACAGGUGAGAAUAUGUCUGUAGGAUAGAGAAGCCAGGAAAAUGUUACACUUACACAAGCUGGCUGAUAAAGCUUCAUAUUUUUUUCAGUCUUAUAAAAAAAAGUGUGCGGGUCAAAGACCAAACAUUUUUUAGAUCUAGAAAAAGUAUGAAGUUUGUUGAUUCGUUUUAACAUUAAUAUACCUGCUGCGCUGGAACAUUAUUUCACCCAUAUUUUGUCAAUUAAUUUCCACAAAAGUUUUUAAACAUUAAAGUACACGAUUUAUUAGC